Pleuronectes platessa (European plaice) is the source of this 2160-nucleotide messenger RNA. RefSeq names its product nucleolar GTP-binding protein 2. The record is from RefSeq and is a predicted model, not a curated record. Gene Ontology annotation, cellular component: nucleolus. NCBI's taxonomy places the organism in Eukaryota, Metazoa, Chordata, Actinopteri, Pleuronectiformes, Pleuronectidae. The transcript has 8 exons. Bases 1 to 1179 code for a protein of 392 amino acids.
AUGGUAACUCAGGGUUAUUUGGUGUGGCAGUACAUCACUUUGAUGAGGCGCAUCUUCCUCAUCGACUGCCCCGGUGUGGUCUACCCUUCAGACGAUAGCGAAACCGAUAUUGUCUUGAAAGGAGUGGUCCAAGUGGAGAAGAUCAAGAACCCAGAGGAGCACAUUGAGGGCGUACUGGAGCGGGCCAAGCCAGAAUACAUUCAGAAAACCUACCGCAUCCCGGUCUGGGAGAAUGCUGUAGACUUUCUUGAGAAGCUGGCAUGUCGUAUGGGGAAACUUCUCAAGGGUGGUGAACCAGAUAUCCAAACAGUCUCCAAAAUGGUGUUGAACGAUUGGCAGAGAGGACGUAUCCCCUUCUUUGUGAAACCCCCCGGAGUUGAGGGGGAUUACGAGGCACGGUUGCUAGCGGAAGGAGCCUCACAGGCAGCUGAGGCUGUGCAGGAGGAACAACCAGCAAAUCCAGAUGCCACGGCGGAGGAAAAGGAGAAACACCAGCAGAGGCAGAAGGAGCAGGUCCAGAAGAUUCUCUCCAAUGUGCGACAGAACUUUGGCAAGAUCAACGUGGCACCCGAGUUCACAGAGGAAGACUUGGUUCCCGUCGAGAUACCUGAGAUGGAAAUGUCGGACUUCUCUGGCUCUGAGGACGAUGAAAAUUGUGGUGAAGAAGAAGAAGAAGAGGAGGGAGAAGAGGAGGGAGAAGAGGACACAACCGCAGUUGAGCAACCUGAUGGAGAAAUCAAGGACUCUGAUGCAACAACCGCUCAGACUGGCGAAGCAAGCGACAGCAAGAAUUCACGCGAGGUCAUCCGUGAGCUGGAUGAGAAGAUCGCCAAAUACAAGCAGUUCCUGGACCGCGCCAAAACCAAGCGCUUCUCUGCCAUCCGGAUACCCAAGGCAAUGUCUGACAAAGCACUCGUAGACAUCAAGGCGAAAACAGCAGCAGAUCAGAUUAAAGCGAGAGUCCAUUUAGGCAAGAAGAGGAGAGCUGAGGAAGAAGAGGAGCCGGCCCAGGCGCACAGACUGAGCUCUAAACAGAGAAGAGCGAUGGAUCGUGCAGGGAGGAUUAAGAGAGUUGGCGUUCGCUAUUACGAAACGCACAAUGUGAAAAACAAGAACAAGAACAGAAAGGCCCCAGCAGCAGCCACUGAGGGCCAGAAGACCAAACGAUCAAAGCACUAAGGAUGGAGUUAUAUAACACAACAUGUGUAAUAGAUCUUUAUUUCAUUUGGCCAAAUAAGGCCAAGCUUUGAUUGAAAAAGUACAGUUGAUAAAAGGUGGAAUUCUAACUUGAGUGUUUAAGGGUCUUUAUGAAGUGGCCAUGUGAUGCCUUAUUCAGACUGUCACUCAGGACAAUGAAGUCAUUUUUGCCUUUUGGACUUUCUUUUUCCCUCGACCCCUCUGUGUUUGAAUGACAUUUCAUUUGUCAUUUGCAGGUGUAAUGCUCUCUUGACGCUAAGGAAGAGAUAUCUACAGUGAUAGUUUGAACUGUAAUUGUCAUAAAGAAAAAGAAAAUAUUUGCUAAUUACACUCGUUUGAGUUUUCAUAAUACAAAUGGGGAAAUGGUAACUCAGGGUUAUUUGGUUUUCAGUUAUUUCUUCGAUGUGAUGAUCCCUUCCAGCUGGGCCUGAAAAGAAAGACAAAUAGCUUGAUAUGAAGCUUAACAAGGGCUACACAGCUACCAGUGAUGCUUGAGAAAACACAUUUACUUUUAUAUGUGACGAUGAGACCUCACCUUGAGUUGCUGAUUGGUUCUCUUUAGGAACUGAAUCUCCUCUGUGUGCUUCUUUUCUGCCACCUGUCGCUUUUCAGUCUCUCUCUGUUCUAUCACGUCACAUUUAGCUUUCUCUUCGUUCAGUUGCCUCUUCAGGUCGUGAAUCUCAUUCUCCAGAUCAGCAGUCUAGAUUCAAACAUACAAUGAGACACUUGUGAGUAAGUUACAGAAGCCAGAUCAAUUCUGUAAAAUGUGCUGCCACCGUCCUUAUUUUGAGGUCUCUUAAAGGGAAACAGCGCUCCCUGCUGGACCCCUGACAAAAGUUAUUUUAUUCACAUCAUUAGAUUACAUGUCUAUAUUAUCUUUUAAAAUGCUAAAUUUCAGAUUUUGGGGUCAUGGCUCCUCUGUAUUUGUAAUUCAUAAUAAAUAAAAUAAACUCAAUGCCCUCA